GUUCCGCAAAGUGGGCGGUGACUUUGGGGAAAGUUGGCGGAGGGAGAGCUCCCCAGCACUGAGAUGGGAACUCUGCGGGACCUGCAGUAUGCUCUCCAGGAGAAGAUCGAGGAGCUGAGGCAGCGGGAUGCCCUGAUCGAUGAGCUGGAGCUGGAGCUGGACCAGAAAGAUGACCUGAUCCAGAGGUUGCAGAAUGAGUUGGACAAGUACCGCUCAGUGAUCAAGCCGGCCAGCAAACACAGCGCAGGCCAGUGUGCGGGCUCACUGCAGGAACAGCAGAGAACUAAAAGGCAGGCCAUCUCAGCGGAGCCCACCGCCUUCGACAUCCAGGACCUGAACCAUGUUACCCUCCCCUUCUAUCCGAAAAGUGCACAGUCCAAAGAACUGAUUAAGGAAGCGAUCCUGGAUAAUGACUUCAUGAAAAAUCUGGAGUUGUCUCAGAUUCAAGAAAUUGUAGACUGCAUGUACCCAGUAGAAUAUGCCAAGGACAGCUGUAUUAUCAAAGAGGGUGAUGUGGGAUCUCUGGUUUAUGUAAUGGAAGACGGCAAGGUUGAAGUGACAAAAGAAGGAGUGAAGCUGUGCACCAUGGGACCAGGCAAGGUGUUUGGUGAGCUUGCCAUCCUGUACAACUGCACCAGGACUGCCACAGUGAAAACUCUUACGAAUGUAAAACUCUGGGCCAUCGAUCGACAAUGUUUUCAGACAAUAAUGAUGAGGACAGGCCUAAUCAAGCAUGCCGAAUAUAUGGAAUUUCUAAAGAGUGUUCCAACAUUCCAGAACCUUUCAGAGGAAAUACUCAGCAAGCUAGCUGACGUUCUUGAAGAGACAUAUUACGAAGAUGGGGAGUACAUUAUUAGGCAAGGAGCUCGAGGGGACACUUUCUUCAUUAUUAGCAAGGGGAAGGUGAAUGUGACACGGGAAGAGUCAUCAAAUGAAGAAGCUGUAUUUCUUCGGACAUUAGGAAAGGGAGAUUGGUUUGGAGAAAAAGCUCUGCAGGGAGAGGAUGUGAGGACGGCUAAUGUGAUCGCAGCUGAAACAGUGACCUGUCUAGUGAUUGACAGGGAUUCAUUCAAGCACUUGAUCGGAGGCCUGGAAGAUGUUUCCAACAAAGCCUAUGAAGAUGCUGAAGCUAAAGCUAAAUAUGAAGCUGAGUCUGCCUUCUUUUCAAACCUGAAACUAUGUGAUUUUAACAUCAUUGAUACGCUGGGAGUUGGAGGAUUUGGAAGAGUUGAGCUGGUCCAAUUAAAGAGUGAGGAAUCCAAAACGUUUGCAAUGAAGAUCCUGAAGAAACGCCACAUAGUAGACACACGGCAACAGGAACACAUACGAUCAGAGAAACAGAUAAUGCAGGAGGCUCAUUCUGAUUUCAUUGUGAGGCUCUACAGGACAUUCAAGGACAGCAAAUAUCUGUACAUGCUAAUGGAGGCUUGCCUUGGUGGAGAGCUGUGGACAAUACUCAGGGACAGAUACAAAGAAGACAAUAUUAAAAGAGGUUCAUUUGAUGAUGCUACCACUCGUUUCUAUACAGCCUGUGUGGUGGAAGCGUUUGCCUAUUUGCAUUCCAAAGGAAUUAUUUACAGGGACCUCAAGCCAGAGAAUUUAAUCCUUGAUCAUCGGGGUUACGCUAAACUGGUGGACUUUGGGUUUGCCAAGAAGAUAGGGUUUGGGAAGAAAACAUGGACAUUCUGUGGGACGCCUGAAUAUGUGGCUCCAGAAAUCAUCUUGAACAAAGGCCAUGACAUAUCAGCAGAUUACUGGUCACUAGGAAUCCUUAUGUAUGAACUCCUGACUGGCAGCCCACCAUUCUCAGGUCCCGACCCCAUGAAGACAUAUAACAUCAUACUUCGUGGGAUUGAUAUGAUUGAAUUUCCAAAGAAGAUUACCAAAAAUGCUGCUAACCUCAUCAAGAAACUAUGCAGGGACAAUCCUUCAGAAAGACUUGGGAACUUGAAAAAUGGAGUUAAAGAUAUUCAAAAGCACAAAUGGUUUGAAGGUUUUAACUGGGAAGGAUUAAGAAAAGGCACAUUAACACCUCCAAUCGUAUCCAGUGUCACAUCUCCAACAGACACAAGCAACUUUGACAGCUUCCCUGAAGACAAUGAUGACCCACCUCCUGAUGACAACUCUGGAUGGGAUGCAGAUUUCUAAAUCUGUCCUGCAAACUUGCUUCUGCCUUGCCUAGGACAGCAUGUUGGUCAGAGGAAAGUGGAAAAGAGGCUGCCAGUAAAUGGGAAAAAAACCAGAAAGAGGAUUAGUGCUCUGGAUCACCAUGAUGCCUUGACUGAUGCCUGCUCCACUGACAAUGGCGGAAUUAGGAGCGACGCCGUUAGAUAAUUGCGAUGGUGUUCCUUUCAAAAAAGAAACACUCUAGAUUUGAAUGGAAAAGUAGCAACUUAGAUGGUGGUCCUAGAGCAACCUGUUUUAUUAGCAUACAUGUAAGGCUUUCCCUUCACUGAGGUGACUAUUGCUUUUGCUCCAGAGACCAAGUAAUACUCAAAAAGGUUAUAAAAUGGGUCAUUUGAAACCAGUAAACUUAAGGGGUUUUUCUAAUUAAAAUAAAGAGACAAAUGUAGGUAUUUAUUCAGGGGAUUUAUAUUCAGGGGACAAUGAUACUUACUAUAGAAUUGAAUUCGGGAUGUUCCCACUCAAGUGCACGUACGCACAUCUGCGUGUGUGUGUGACAAGUGUGUGUAUGUAUCUCCACCCCCCCCCCCUCCAAAAGGACCAUUAAACCUCACUCUUCACAUUAAGUCACUUUAUUCAUUAUUAGUCUGGAUACUACAUCUCUGUUCCAAUGAUAUAUUUAAUAGUGGCAUCAAUAUUUAUAUGCAUAAAGCACAAUUGCUGUUGCUACUGGGACUUUAUUUCCACUCGAACAUGAGUGCCUGCCUGAUCAAAUACAAUUAAAAUGGUCUCCUAUACGUUGUAAAGGCCAAUACCUUUCUCUGUAUCACAAUGUAGAGAUACUGACGGUCAAAUACUGCCUGAAGAUGCAUUUUAAUAGUCAUCGUUUGUGUUUGACAUGCCACUGCAUUUAAAUGCUGGCUGAAAACUAUGGGCUCAUGGAACUGUGUCUAAUAAUUUGUUAUUACAGUUAGAUUUCUAAGUCAUGCUGCUCAAAGGUGUGUUUAUUUUAAAUCUAGCCUUUUAUUUAAGAUUUCCUUGAAUAGAAUUCUGACCUCCUUCCCAGUCAAAAGCUUCGAAAUGGAUCAAAUGUAAGUAAUGAACUUAUUUAUCCCUCAAACAAGGUCAACAAAUUAAUCAUCCAGUUGCAUAUCGCAUUGUUGUUUAGGACCAUGUUCUGCACAAAGUGUUGCAUUUUCUACAUCAUUUCUUUUCAAAAUAUAUCUCUGACUGACUGCAUGUUAGUUUUGCACAACCUGGGAUUUGGGCAGGAAUUGUAUCAAAGGGGGUCAGUUAGCUCAGUCAAUGAGACAGCUAGACACAGAGUAACACCAACAAGUGGGUUCAAUUCCUGCACUGGCUGAGGUUAACAUGAAGGACUCUCCUUCUUAACCUCUCGCCUCAUCUGAGUUGUGUGGUCCUCAGGUUAAAGCGCCACCAGUCAUUGCCCUCUUUCUCUCUCUCUCUCUCACUAAUAAAAGACCCAUUGGAACAUUGGACUGUGUGGACUUUACUUCAUCAGUGCAAUGUUUUUCUUUCUGAUGAAGGGCUUUUGCCCGAAAAGUCGAUUUCGCUGCUCCUUGGAUGCUGCCUGAACUGCUGUGCUCUUCCAGCACCACUAAUCCAGAAUUUGGUUUCCAGCAUCUGCAGUCAUUGUUUUUACCUCAAUGUUUUUCUUCGUCUACUCUUCUGUGCUAUUGUAGAAAGACACCACUAAAGGGGACAAAGUGAGAAGCUGAAUUAAGAAUGGAAAAGCUGGUCACUACCAACCACCCACUAAUCUCACUAAUUACCUUACAUAUUAAUCACCCUCAAUACUAACAAGGUGUCACUUUGAAUUUAAUCUCAAGUCUUUAUUUAAGGGUAAAUGCUCUUUAGAAAAACAUGGAUGUAAUCCUUUAUAGCCCACAGUUCACCUGGGUAUUGCUUUGAAAGCCACCAUAAAAAUUCUUUAAACUGUAGGUGUGAAAUGACCAACUCUCCUUUGGCAAUACAAAGUCCUGCAAAAUUAACGAAAAAGCUGAACACAUUUUCCCAGUGCCCAUUCCAAUAUUUAAAAGAUGCCACAUAUCUAUCAAUCAUGAUUUUUUUUAAAAAAAUCAGCAAUGUUUAAGUAUUUCUUGGGCUGUUUUCUUUAUUUAUGCUCUCUCUGUGUCGAUAAGUUCAUCAAGAGUGUCAGGGUUACAAUGUAACUUCUAUUACUGGUGAAUUGUGAAAGAUGAGCAUAGAAAUAAUGGAGGGGGACCUGUAAAUACAAUGUGAAAGUGAAGGAGGAAGCUCUGGAUACAAUCUCAUGUGAAGUAGCAAUCAAAUACUGUGGGUCAAGAGGGUUUGUCAUAUUUGCGGCUUUGUAUUUUCAAAACAUUGUAUCUCCUGUUUUUAUUUAAUUGGACCACAAGUUCCAUAUUAUUGCAAAUAAGUUGAUCUGUUUUGGGUGUUGAGACUCUGUAUGUGAUUUAACCCCUUUUUUUCUUUUUAGCUGACUUGAUGCGUUUUCCAUGUUAUAAAAGAGCCCAAUGCUGUUGAGCUAACUGUAAGAUAAAGUCCAAAGGCUUUAUCUGCCUAAAACAAAUUCUCAACUAAUUUAAAGACCAUAGGUUAGACAAGCUUUGGCAUUGUCUCAAGUGCCUUAAAACACAUGGCAUCCAAACAAAUUUAUAAAUUUGGUCUUUUGCUGCGUAAACUUAAAACAAAAACAAACAAAAAAUCUCAAGGAUCAAUCCUUCUUAACUGGCUUCUGUAUAAAUUCUCUGUUCUGUAAGGUUCAAUAGGCUUUUUUGUCAAUAUGAUGUACAAGUUACAGUAAAUAUCCUGUGGUACCAGAAGUUAUGUUCAGUUUUAGGAAGGCUGUGAGAAUGGUGAUGACAUAGUGCAUCAUUUCUGUGAAAUGUGUGCACAUGCCACAAAACAAAAGUCACAUGACUAUAACUACCGUUACUUUGGCUGACACAUGGAAGCCUAUCGUCUUUUAAUAUACCUGUGUUGCAAAAUGUUAGGGUAUAAGUAUCUCCUUAAUGUUGUCAAAUUACAAUGAAUGUGGCCCUGGUGAACAUUGUUCAAAAUCUUUCAGGAUAACUGUAAACUGUCUCAUUAGAGUACUGUGUUCAAGCAUUGGCUUAACAUAGCUGAUACCCACUUUUAAGAUCUAUAUUUCCUGUCUCUAUUUAACUCGAAGUUUAUCAUCAACUGUUCCAACUUACUGAACAUUUAUAAAUUUAUAUGAAGUAUUUGUUGGGAGUUGUUUCCAAUUUAGUCUUCUUUUUUCUGUUUGAAUAGAUGAGCAUGGCGAAUUUGUCAAAAUGUAUAUUUUGUCACUGAAUGCUGUUCACAGGCUUGUUGCACUCCCUUGGUUGUAGAUUUUUAACUUUUACAUAUUUAAUUGUCCCUGAUUUUGUCUUGUAUCUCCCUGCAGCUGUCAAUGCAGAGUGCCUGUUAUAUACUUUCUAGAGCUAAAA
This is a messenger RNA of Hemiscyllium ocellatum (epaulette shark), 5579 nucleotides long. RefSeq names its product protein kinase cGMP-dependent 1b (gene prkg1b). The transcript is spliced from 19 exons. NCBI's taxonomy places the organism in Eukaryota, Metazoa, Chordata, Chondrichthyes, Orectolobiformes, Hemiscylliidae. Gene Ontology annotation, molecular function: ATP binding; cGMP-dependent protein kinase activity. Gene Ontology annotation, biological process: protein phosphorylation. The coding region runs from base 64 to 2148 and encodes 694 amino acids. The record is from RefSeq and is a predicted model, not a curated record.